Polistes canadensis is the source of this 1738-nucleotide messenger RNA. Its product is annotated as transmembrane protein 164. The record is from RefSeq and is a predicted model, not a curated record. The transcript has 6 exons. NCBI's taxonomy places the organism in Eukaryota, Metazoa, Arthropoda, Insecta, Hymenoptera, Vespidae. Bases 532 to 1419 code for a protein of 295 amino acids.
AGCGACAUCAUGAAAUUGAGACUAUCAUCUGUGGUAUGGAAUGUUUUAUCUUCUGCAGAAGUUAAGCUUCCUUGAUUGUUAGCUACCCGUUGAUGGUAGAGGUGCUAUUUCUAGAACUCUUUAUACAGAUUUUUUUUUUGCAUUCAGUAGAUACUCUUAUAUCACAAGUUAAUGAGAUAGAUUUAAUGGUAUACCGACUAAUGUAUGUAACAAGUUAAAAUGUUCAACUUCUGAUAUGAAAUAUAGUACAAAUAUGGGCUCAAUUUUAAGUAGUUGUACAAUAUUGUAUCGCAGAACGUAGCUGUGUGCAAUGUUUUAAAAUAAUUUUAUUAAAACUUUUCAGUGUGUGUGUCAACAUAAAGCCAUAUAUAAUAUACACACGUUAUACAUACACAAACAUAGAUAUAUACAAAUACAUACAUAUAUAUAUACUUAAUACUGUGAUAGUCAUAACUGUAUGACUAAAAAAAAAAGAAAAAAAAAAUAAUCGUUUAAUCUUAUAAAUUUACAAGAAAUUAAUUAUUAUUAAUAAUGUUUGAGUGGGCUUAUGAUGGUGUUAACAGUUCAAUACCAAGGAAUGUUGGUCCAGAAUGUGCAUAUUACUUAAGUACAAACAGAAAAUUAAUUGAAACAGCUUUUGUAUCUAUAUUCAUUAUAUCAUUUUGGGUGUGGGGUUUUAAGAAAAUAACAUUACCAAAAAGAUUACCAUAUGUUAAUCAAGAUAGAUUCGGUAAAAAAGUUUUAUUAAUUAUUAUGUCUAUGGUUCUGGGUGUAGAAAUCGGUUUCAAAUUUACAAGUCGUACCAUCAUUUAUUUGUUAAAUCCUUGCCACAUUACCACUGCUAUACAGUUGUAUCUACUAGCAGCUGAACCAAGCCCUAUGGUAACUAGUAUUUUUCGAAUACAUCUCAAUCUUAUGAAUGGUCCCGUGCUGGCAUUUUUAUUCCCGGAAACAGAAUCUCGAAGAAUAUUUCCAGAUAAAGCGGUAUAUUAUAUUCAACAUGGUUUAAUGUUAGUAAUACCAUAUUACUUAUUAAGAAUUGGAGGAGUAUACAACAUUGAACCUUUGUCGGAUUUGAACUGGUCGAUUUUAAGUUAUGGUUUUAAUUUGGCGUACCAUUUCUGGAUUUUGCAACUUAUUGCUUUGCCCACACAAGUGAAUCUCAGCCAUAUGUUAUGUUCAGCAGUCUUAGAUCCAUUUGAGGGACAAAACUAUAGAAUGGGUGCAUUUAUGCAUCAGGGAUUAUUGUGCCCUCUUUUGUCUAAAUUAUUAUGCUAUUUGUACGAUUACCUGUUGACUAAAUGUCCCUUAACUAAAGUUAAAUCAUCUCUUGAAGUUGCAUUACCAAGGAGAAAAUAUGAAGAUAAUAAUAAGAAAGUGUCAAAUAAAUUAGAAAAUGGGCAUACUCAUUUAGAGUAAUUGGAUCUUUGAAACUUAACGAAGUUCAUAUAAACGACUCUUUUGUUAUAACAAAGAUAGUAUUUCCUGAUCAUGUAACAAUUGGUGAUAACAAAUGAUCUUUGUGUAAUCCUAGUGAUACACGAUGUAUAUGUAUUUAAGUAGCAUGCCUAUUACUUUUUUAAAUACCUAUAUUUGUUUAAAGUACUUAUGAAGAACUAUACAUAAAUGCUAGUCAUAGUAGAGAUUAAUUAAUGAAAAAAGAGUAUGGCAGCAAUAAAGGUAGAUAAUACAUUAGUGUUUCAAGAGCUUUUUUAUAAUUAUAGCAUUAUCGGUGACA